UUUCGCUCAGUUUUAUUUCGUUUUCUCGUCGCAACACAAGUGCUGGUGAAAUCGGUGUGGCAAAAGUCUAUUUCAAUUGGAUACAACUGUCGCAUGGCCCCGUGUUUCAAGUUGGAGGCGUUUGGCGAAAUUGAAACACGCUACAAAAGCAUUUAAACAAAGAAUUUCAGGGGAAAAUAUAUUUUCCUCAGAGACGUAGCAUAGCGAGUGCGGACAACGUGAAAAGAAAAAAGCGAAAUGUGAGUUUGAGGGCGAGAUCAGUUGCUGUUUCUCUCUUUCUCACCGAUGCGGACUUGAGCUCCUCGCUUUCAAUUGUCAAUACAGUUACUGUUUGUUAUUAUUUGUUUUUCAUUCUGCCAUUUGUUUUGCACGCUCUCAGAGGCCGCGCGACGACUUUCUCGAAUUACAAGUGUACAUUUUAACCGUGUGUAAGGCAAGCCGCAUUACAAAUGGCAGUGUGUGUGAAUUGAGAGUUUACACCGCACCCGUGGGAGAUUUUAUCAAAUGCACUUCUUACCUUGACAGCAGCAUGUUGCGUGUGGAGCUCUAAGUUCGAAAAUAGAAGGCACAGCGUGAAGCUCCAAAAAUGGAUGCUCAGUUUGAGCACUUGUGCCGCAUUUGCGCGGCCAACACGAAGAGCAAAACGAACUCGGUGGUCGAAAGUGUGUUCAUUUUCAAGACACAAGGCCUAAAGGAUAAAAUAUCGCGACAUCUUUAUCUAAAUGUGGCCGUUGAUGAUCCUUUGCCCAAAGUGCUGUGCAAGUCCUGUUACCGACAGGUGGAGGCCACAGCAUCGCUCUCGAAUAUAGCCAAACAUACUCAGCUUGUGUUCCAGGACUUUCUACUAAGCACACUGCCGAAGAAUGCGCGAGAAGCAGCCGCCGCACGUCUCAGCGUACUACCCAGCUCCCAGAUCCCUGUGACAAACGAGGAAACUCAUGAAUUCCGUCCCAUUGUGCUGAGUCGUGCACCAGAGACCACCAUCGCAGUGUCCAGGCCCCAGGCGGGCGGUCGCCAUCGGGAGGAUUUCGUGGUGACCAGUAAAGCCAAGGAAGCACGGAUCAAGCCUCACCAGGAAACUGCCUUGGCCGGAGCGGCCUCAUCUUCUGCCAUUGGCAAUGUUGCCGGAGCGGUAAAGAACUAUAUAGUACCGACUCGUCGUAAUAGCGUUUUUGUUGAUAGUCGCUACGGAUCGACUCCCAUGUCGAUCGCCCAGCGCUCUAUGCAGAAUCUGCCUUCUUUGGUGCCUCUGAACUUGGAGCCAUCCGUUUCCAAUGUCGCAAAUAAGAGUCUAGAGACUAAAAUAUCGCCGGCAGGAGUAAUUAACUUUAUUCAGACGCAUGGACGCAUCACAGGCAAUGUGCCUGGGGUCGACAAAGAUCUUGCGCCAGACAGCUGCCAUACGGACACUAGAAAGACGUCCAUAGCUCCCGUUGCUUUAACUUGUAACGCCAGCAACACAGGAAUGCCUAAUCUGCCCAGUAACGUGUUUCUUCAAAGGACCAGAAAUCUGAAAAAUGCACUCAAAAACAUUAAAGCUAAGCGUAGCGGCCAAGUGUCAUUGCUUAAGUUGGCGCAGAAUCGAAACCCAGCCGAAGAUGUGAGGCCACUUGUUACAACUACGCUUGUACCCCAAUAUGGAGGCGAACCUUCGGUGGAGGAAGCACUACCGGAGCACAUGAUAUUUGCGGCGCCAAAGAAGAAAAGAGAGGAUGAUGAACUUGUUGUUGAGGCGACCCCGCCAAAGCUAAAGAAAAUUGUGCCAAGAAAUCCCAAAAAAAUGUCUGCAACACUCGACUUAACAUCAUCGGUUGAUUCGCAAACAUCAGCUCCGUCAAAAUCGAUACCCAAUGUAAAAAGCCUUACUGAUGCAAUAUCCCUGGGAAGCGUUAUAAGGGAUCCAGACUUGUUGAUGCUUAUUCUUAAGGCUCUAAAGUGGCCAGUGACAGCAGUAAAUUGCGAUGAGCAAAUGACACGUUUAAAGAGCUCCAAAUUUUCUCUUAUUAUGUCAGACAAUAAUCUCCUACAAGACACAGAUCUCACACAACUUUUAGGACCAUAUUUGGCUCCUAUGCUGUCAGUUGUUCAGCAACAAGAUAAGCAGUCAUUAUCUUCCACUAUCGCGUCCACAUCUACCACGAAUAUUUCGCAGGCGACAAAGGAUAUAUUAAACAUCGCUGACUUAUCCAGUGCAAUGCCUUACAAACUGCCGCCGGAGACGUCGGUUCAAUUAGUGCCUUCCAGUCCAACGGAGCAAGAACCCCCGCCAUUACGGCACUCAAAGGUAAAACGUCCCCAACGCAAGAUGCGUUUCUGUGAUCUACCGGCUGCUGAUAAAUCGUGCUCCACAACGGCUUUUUCAACUACAAAUGCAGCUCAUGUUAGUAAUGAACUAUCCAAUAUCGACGCCGUGCUCAUUUCACAAUUCGGAACCAGUCCAGCCGACGCGCUGAAUGAGGCCCUUAUUUCACUACUGAAAAAGCAGCAACAAGAAUUAAAAGAACAACGAAAUACUCGUCGACGCCGAAGUUGUUCUGGCAGCGUAGUUAAUUUGGAAGAUAUUGUGCUGGUUGAGCCACAGCCGUCACUGGAAGCGGAACCACUCGCUGUGGAAUACGUAGAAGACCACAUUUCUCCGCAAGCCCAGCCAUCAAUAGCUGCAGUAGCUCGGCCAAUUGUUAAGAGGCGGAAGACUGUCAUUCAGUCGUCAAAGUUAUCUGAAUGCGCAGUGUCUAAUAAGAGAGAACCACCGGCCCUGGAGGAUCCGACAGAUAAAUGUCCCUGUACAGAACCAAACCUUUUACGCCAAUUGACAGAAAUUGUAACUGAAAAAGGAUCCUCAAGUAAGGUAUCUGCAAUCGAAUCGUCCCAGGCACCCACAAGUACCGUUCCGGAAGCCACAAACGAUCCCAACGUGUCAGACAAUGCCGAAAAUUCUGAAGUAACUGAGCCCGCCCAAGAGAAUGAAGCCGGCGAGAAUAUUGAUGAUGGCAAAGCAGGCUCCGCAACAAUUCGCAAGUCGGAAGUAAAGGCGGCGCUCGGCCAAAAGCUUUUGGAGGCGAUUGGUCUCCCUCAGCUGGGAAAGGACGUGGCGCCUGAGAGUUCACGCGACACCCUCAGGAGCGCCUUAAAACGCUCAAUAAAGCAGGCCCAGGAGCAACAGCAGCAGCUGAAGCGGGGCAAGCAGGAAGAACCUGUAAAGCAAAUGGCCGAUUCGACGACAAAACUGAGCGCGGCGGAAUCAGCAGAUGAGCACAAGAAGGCCAUUGCAGAACGAGAACUUGCUCUCAUAAGCCGUGGCUUAAAAGCUGGUGAAGAAAACAAGAUUUCCGUUAAAGAUGAUAAGUCGGAUCGUACCGAUGUUAGUUCUUCAUCGUCACGAAACCGCCGAAGCCGUAAAUCCAAGGCUGACGCCGCAGUCGAAGAUUCUGGCGCUGAAGAAAAGAAAAGCGAACGGUGGGAAGAAGAUGAUGACCUACCAUUAAAGACCGAUGCCGAAAAAGCUUUGGAACGAAGCAGCAGCAGCAACAGCAAUCGCCCAACCCGCACCAGCAAGACAUUAUCAAAGUAUUAUAAGGGACCUUCUCCUAAAUCGCAGCAUGCCAUGGGUACGCGCUCGACACGGCAGCGGUGAGAUAUUCUUCGCAGGAAUGAAAUUAGAUUUUAUCCUACAUAUGAAAUAUAUGGAUUUAUUUUUGAAAAAAUCAUACUACCUAAGUGCCGUCACAUACACGCGAACGUUAAAUUUGCAGUUAUAUUAACAUUAAUAUAAGCAAUGUCUGCAGUUCUCAAAUCAUAUUGAGUUGUAAGGUGCAUCUUUUUGAAAAUGGAACAUGUUUUGGUAUACUCUUAAUUUGCUUUAGUAUAUAUAUCGAAGCAUUAAUCAGCACUCAAGAACUACUUGAACUUUGUUGUAUAUAUGUAUAACAUGUAUGUACCUUCUAGACUCUGUUAACUUAAAAGCCAGAAUAUGCUUUUAGGAAGCAAAACAGAACAUCUUUGAUUGAUUAGGUUUUAGAUUUACAAACAGUUUAAUAAUUUAGCUGUUAAGUUAUAAUUUUAUUUAUAGUUUUGUUUUCAAACAGUUCGCAAUAAAUACAACUACGGUUUAUAUAUAUAAAGUA
Messenger RNA from Drosophila rhopaloa, 4124 nucleotides. RefSeq lists its product as uncharacterized. Gene Ontology annotation, cellular component: nucleus. Gene Ontology annotation, molecular function: zinc ion binding. Bases 587 to 3634 code for a protein of 1015 amino acids. NCBI's taxonomy places the organism in Eukaryota, Metazoa, Arthropoda, Insecta, Diptera, Drosophilidae. The transcript has 4 exons. The record is from RefSeq and is a predicted model, not a curated record.